AUGAGCCGGAUCUCCUUCCGAUCAUCCACCGGAGGGGGCAUGAGGGGCUUCAGCUCGGGCUCUGCCAUCGUGGGAGGAGGAGGAGGAGGAGGAGGCACCACCCGGAGCAGCUUCAGCUCCGUCUCCGUCUCCAGGGUCGGGGCAGGACGAGCCGGAGGCUUCGGGGCCGGCGGGGGUUUCGGCAGCAGGAGCCUCUACAACCUCGGGGGGAGCAAAAGGAUCUCCUACGGCUCCUCAGCCAUCGGGGGGGGUCUCCGCAGCAGCGGCUUCGGGCUGGGCUACGGCGGAGGAGGAGCCGCGUUCGGCUUCGGAGGAGCUUUCGGGCUGGGAGGAGGAGGAGGAGGAGGAGGAGGAGGAUUCGGGAUGGGGGGAGCCGGGUUCGGAGUGCGAGGGGGGUUCCCCGCGUGCCCCCCGGGAGGAAUCCACGAGGUGACGGUGAACCAGAGCCUGCUGGCCCCGCUCAAGCUCGACAUCGACCCCGAGAUCCAGAAGGUUCGCACGCAGGAGCGGGAGCAGAUCAAGACCCUCAACAACAAGUUCGCCUCCUUCAUCGACAAGGUGCGCUUUUUGGAGCAGCAGAACAAAGUGCUGGAGACCAAGUGGAGCCUCCUGCAGGAGCAGGGUCACACCGUCACCAGGAAAUCCCUGGAGCCCCUUUUCGAGUCCUACAUCAGCAACCUGCGGCGGCAGCUCGACAGCCUGCUGGGCGAGCGGGGCCGGCUCGACUCCGAGCUCAGGAACAUGCAGGACAUGGUGGAGGACUUCAAGAACAA
Empidonax traillii (willow flycatcher) is the source of this 773-nucleotide messenger RNA. Its product is annotated as keratin, type II cytoskeletal 5-like. Lineage: Eukaryota; Metazoa; Chordata; Aves; Passeriformes; Tyrannidae. Gene Ontology annotation, molecular function: structural constituent of skin epidermis. Gene Ontology annotation, cellular component: keratin filament. The record is from RefSeq and is a predicted model, not a curated record. The transcript is spliced from 2 exons. Gene Ontology annotation, biological process: keratinization; intermediate filament organization. The annotation marks the transcript as partial.